UGCGCAGUUGGUCAUACUGCUGAACUGACAGUACAGUCAGAAAAUGGUUGUAAAGUAAAGAUGGCAGUGAGAGGUGAUGCACGAAUUCUCCUCCUCGGAAUUUUAUGUAUUUUCUUGUUAAAAUCAUGCAAUGGAGCCGCGACAGAUAUUGAAUUAGACGCAAAAGCACAGUUGUUACAUAGACUCGAUAGUUUAAAUCUUUUAUUAUAUACAUUUUUAUUGAUAUUAACUGUUUUAACAAUAUGGACAUUUAAGCAUCGUCGUCUUAGGUUCCUCCAUGAAACUGGUCUAGCUGUCAUUUACGGAUUAAUUAUAGGGGCAAUAAUUCGUUAUGGCUUCACAACAAGUAGUACCAUUCUUCAUAUGCCUGUUGUGCCAGACAACAGUAGUAAAUAUAAUCAAUCAGUUCCUCCAGAUACCUUAUGGUUACGUUUUCCAGAAGAUAAAGGAGGUGGUGUUAUUAAAAAUAAGACAUUUGCCUAUUCAUUUAGGGGAGAAAUUUACAAGCAAGAUAAUGAGAUAGAUUUGAAGGCCACCUUUGAUCCUGAAAUAUUUUUUAACAUUAUUUUACCACCAAUCAUUUUCCAUGCUGGGUAUAGUUUAAAACGUAAAUACUUCUUUAGAAACUUAGGAGCAAUUCUUAUGUAUGCUUUAAUUGGAACAUCUAUAUCAGCUUUUGUUAUUGGAGCUUUGAUGUAUGCCUUUGUGCAAUUAAUACCACAUCUUUCUGCUUCAUUUACGUUUUUGGACACCUUAUAUUUUGGUGCAUUAAUAUCUCCUACGGAUCCACUGACAAUAAUUUCUAUUUUUAAUGAUUUACAUGUAGAUGUAAAUUUAUAUGCUUUAGUAUUUGGAGAAAGUGUGUUAAAUGAUGCAGUUGCAAUUGUACUUAGUGGUGCCAUACAAAAUUAUGGAGAACGUUAUCAAUCAGGUUCAGGUGGAUUUGAAACUGUAGCAUUUUUCCAAGCAUUUGGUGAUUUUGUUGGAAUAUUUAGCUUAUCUUUAUUUAUUGGUGCUACCAUGGGUUGUAUCACUGCUUUGUUAACUAAAUUUACUAGAGUCAGAGACUUUCCACUUUUGGAAUCAGCAUUAUUUGUUUUAAUGUCUUAUAGCACUUUCUUAAUUGCUGAAGCAUCUGAUCUUACAGGUGUAGUCGCUGUUUUAUUCUGUGGUAUUUGUCAAGCACAUUACACAUAUAAUAACUUAAGUCCGGAUUCACGGCAACGGACGAAACAAUUGUUUGAACUUUUAAAUUUUUUAGCUGAGAACUUUAUAUUCAGUUACAUUGGUGUUACAAUGUUUACUUUUCCGAAACAUCAUUUCGAUCCAGGAUUUAUUUUUGCAGGAUUCCUUUGUGCAUUAUUAGGUCGGGCAGCCAAUGUAUAUCCAUUAUCUUUUAUAUUGAAUUUAGCGCGGAAACCAAAGAUAUCGUUAAAUUAUCAGCAUAUGUUAUUUUUUGCUGGUUUACGUGGAGCCAUGAGUUUUGCUCUGGCUAUCAGAAAUACUGUAUCUGAUGCUCGGCAGGCUAUGUUAACAACAACGAGUUUAAUUGUAAUUCUGACAGUCAUUUUCCAGGGUGGUGCAACAACCCAGUUUCUAAGCUGGUUUAAUAUACCAGUUGGAGUAGAUGAAGAAAUAGAAGGAUUAUCACACAAUGGAAUGCGCAGUUCUGGUGGCGAAGGUGGCUUUGGAGAUCUGGACAUACAUAGGGAGAGAAGUCCGCCGUAUAAUUCUAUGCAGGAUGGAUCAUUACCAGGCAGUGGCAUAAAACCUAAUGAAAAAGCAUUACUUGCUAGAAUCUGGGGUGACUUUGAUACUCGCUACAUGAAACCACUUUUAACUCACUCCAGGCCUACAUUAUUAGAAACAUUACCAGUUUGUUGCACACCUUUAGCCAGGAUUCUUACAACAACACAACAAAUGACACAGGAUGAAGCUGUUAGAAAAGCAGAUUCAGAUUCAGAUUUUUGUCUCGAAGAUCGUGAACUGGAGCGUCGAAGGAGUAGUAUUCAACCGACACAUGUAAGGAGCUCUCCAAACAGAAUACAUUUAUAAGAAUAAAUUUAAUAUAAUUUAUGAAGUUGUAUACAUUUUUGUGGGAAUUUGGCUGCAUUGAUUUAAGCAUUAAGUAAUUACUCUCUUUGUUGUCCAAUAUGCCAUAAAUAUUUAUGCUACUUAACAUUAAUAUGUUAUUUCACACAGACUCUAAUUCGGUAUGUUUAAUUUCUAACAUUCUCUAAUUUUGAUACCAAAUAAAUUUUAAUUUCUUCAAAUGAUACGAAACAUGCUUUCUGAUAGAUUGUAAUCAACAUCUCAGAUAAUACUUAAUGAGAAAAGUAUGACAUAGGUAUGUGCGUAUGCAAUGUUGGUGUCAAAUAUUACAUAUUACUAUUGUAUUAUAGCUUCUAUAAAUGUUAAUUAUAUUUUCCUGGUAUUUAUUUUCUUUGGGAAGUAUUAUCCAAUAUUUUGGAUAACAAAUGACAUUGACAACAAAAGAUUGAAUGUAAGUAUUAUACAAAGAAUAAAUGAUAGGGAGAAGGCAAAAAAUUACAAAAUACAUUUGUAAGAUAUACUGAACUUACAAAAAUUAUUUGCUACAUUUCUAAAUUAUGAAAAGAAAUCAUCAGUAAAUAAUAAACCUUCUCCUUAUUUGAUAGUGUAUUUAUUCUAAUUAUGGUACUUGCAUAAAAGUAGAUUCUUAGAUGUUGACUUAAACCUGUACACAUUACUGAUUUUGUCGCAAUGAUUUUUAUGAAGAAAUUUUACAUGUACAAAAUCAAUAAUAAUUUUAUUCGGUAUAUUAAAUAAUAUGUAAGAAUCUAAAGAUGAAUUCUUGAUCUAUUUAAUACUUUGUGGGGCAGCUGGGAACUGUGAUGGGAGAAGUUAGUCCGGGACCACUACCAUUGCACACACGCGUCGCCUUGCCAGGUUUGGUCGGCAAACAUUUAUAGAGACUAAUUGAUAUUGGUAAAUAAACUUACCUUUUUAUGUGUAAUAUUAUAUGUGCAACUGAUAAAUGUAUUUAUUUGAAAAGCUUAAAAAAUCUGUGCAAACUAUUAUAUCUAAUACUAUUCAUCAUAAGUAGAAUUUGGAAGAUGUUUCUAUUACUUGCUGUUUUUAUUUAGAUAUUAUAAAAAAUAAAUCAUAUAAGUUAUUAAUGAAAUGUGAGUGUAUGCUAUUAUAAUAAAUGUAAAUUAUAUUAUUUUCUUUUUAUAAUUAAUAUUAUUACAUUAUUAUCUUUUGAUUGUCAUGGAUAAGUCUUGACAAAAUUAUUGACAAAAUCUUUCAUAAUCUAUAUGCAUGUGUAUAUAUAUGAAUUAUAUGUUACUAUGUUAUAGCAACAUAUAUAUUACAUUUAUUGGUUGUACUAAAUGUAACAAAGUUUUGUUAUAUGCAGUAUCAACAAAUCAGUUAUAUGAAAAUCAAUAAAUAUAACUUAUAUUUUUCACUUGGUAUAUAAUGUAUAAUUCAGUGGAGGUCCUGGUUUGUAGUAAUUAUCGCAGAAAAUUUAUUUUAAAACGUUAUUGAAUUAAAUAUGUUAAUGUGACACCAACUAACAGUUGCACUAUGCAUUUGAAUAUAAUAAUUCAUAACACAAUGUGACAAAAGAGGAAUAAGAAGUAAUAUGUUUUGUCAGAAAUUUUAAAUUUGUAACAUUAAAUUAAAUAUAAAAAUGAAUCCUGAAAAAAAUAGUUACAUCAAUACAAUGACAAUAAAUUAAUAUGAUUGAAUUUUAAUAUUCUUAUGUUCAAAACAUAAUUUUAAAUUAUUAUAUUUGGAUGUAUCUUGCAAUAAUUUAAAGUUAACUUUGUUUGGGCAAAGAAUUUAAUUUUCUGUUCAGCAAAUUGAUUUUGCUGGCAUAUAUAAUAAUAUUUGCAUUUAAGGUGCAGGACACUUAACAUGCAAUAACAACACAAAUACAUACCAUUUGUAUUAUAAUUUGUAAUUGUAUAUGCAUAAGUGGUCUAAAAAGUAAAUCAAUCAACAUAAAACAAUUUAUUGGAAAGGUUAUUAUACACAGAAAUUAUAAACUGUGCCAAUCUUCGCAAAAAUUACAAUAUAAAUUAUAAAAUUCUUCUGUGAAAAUGAUUAUAAGUAAAAACUUUAACAUAUUUUAAAUGACAUGUAAUACAGUAUUGUUCUCAGAACAGUACAAAAUACAUAUUACAAAUUAUAAGAAUAGAAAAAUUAAAUAAAAUAGCAUUAUCUGCAAAAUGUACUGUAAUUAUUUUUCAGAAUCUUAUAUCUUAGUGCUAUUGAUAAUUGCAUAUUUGUUACAUAUGGCACAUAUAUUUGUCAGGUAUCUACUUAUAUAAUUUUUUAUAUAUCAACAUUAAAUGUGUGUACAUAAUGUACAAGUAUAUUCAACUAUGAUUUAUUAUCAGUAACGUUUGAACUAUUCAUAAAACAUGAAAAACGAAAGUUAUGAAUAAAAUAUGUGAAGUCUUAUUUUAGAUGUUGGCUGUGAACACAACAAAAAUAUUUGAAUAUGUAGUUUAAAUAUUAAAAGUGAAUAUUCAAAUUGCAGCAUAUUAAGAAAAUAUAUCUAUAACAUGUGUAUGCUAUUCUUUCUACAAUUACCUAUAUUUAAAUUAGUAAAUUAUUUUUUAAUUAUACAAAAUACUACAUGACUUAUUAUGAUAUUGCAUAACAAGCAGGAUCGUAGCACAUAGCUAUUUAAAUGCUCUUUUUCUAAACAUUUGUGAAUUAAAUAAUAUGUAAUAAUCAUUGCAAUGUAUACAAAUAUAUAUAUAUAUAAUAUAAUAUAAUAAUAAUAUAUAUAUAUAAUAAUGUUGUGAUACUAUCUGAUACUGUCUACUAUGUACUACACUUUACAGUGUUUAAUAAAGUAUUUGUAAAAACAA
This is a messenger RNA of Bombus pascuorum, 4865 nucleotides long. It is a transcript of the gene Nhe3, whose product is annotated as sodium/hydrogen exchanger 6. Gene Ontology annotation, biological process: proton transmembrane transport; sodium ion transport; regulation of pH. The record is from RefSeq and is a predicted model, not a curated record. Gene Ontology annotation, cellular component: membrane; recycling endosome. Lineage: Eukaryota; Metazoa; Arthropoda; Insecta; Hymenoptera; Apidae. The coding region runs from base 61 to 2055 and encodes 664 amino acids. The transcript has 13 exons. Gene Ontology annotation, molecular function: sodium:proton antiporter activity.